Messenger RNA from Odontomachus brunneus, 7284 nucleotides. Its product is annotated as homeobox protein Nkx-2.5-like. The record is from RefSeq and is a predicted model, not a curated record. The coding region runs from base 4097 to 5017 and encodes 306 amino acids. The transcript is spliced from 4 exons. Gene Ontology annotation, molecular function: RNA polymerase II cis-regulatory region sequence-specific DNA binding; DNA-binding transcription factor activity, RNA polymerase II-specific. Gene Ontology annotation, cellular component: nucleus. NCBI's taxonomy places the organism in Eukaryota, Metazoa, Arthropoda, Insecta, Hymenoptera, Formicidae. Gene Ontology annotation, biological process: regulation of transcription by RNA polymerase II; cell differentiation.
AGCAACGGCCGAGGCAGUAAAACAAUGAGACGCAGACAAAUUGGGUUGCGUGCUCGAAACAAGUUGGCACAGCUAUCGCCAAACAGUCGUGGGAGCACGGCAAAUGUUGCUCGAUUGCCCGGAGCUCGAGACUCCUCCAUUUUUUCCCGCCGACGCUCGGGACUUCCUGGACGGGCGCGGGUCGAGGAGAGGCGAAAUCGAGGAAAAACGACAAACGUCUCACGGGGUGCCUCCCUCUCCUCCUACAUCGGUUCUUUCUCUCUUACCUCUCUUCGUUUCGUCCAACACACGACUCUAACCGAGUUAGACGAUGCACCUGCAAUAACGCCCUAUCUUGUCUGAGCCCUUCUUCACCGCGCCGCUCUUGUAAACGAUAUCGACGAAACUGUAAAUAAUUUGUCGACGUAUGUCGAUACCUCGUGUCUCGAUAAAAAUGUCUCGUUUAAAAUGAUCAAUUCUUAUCGGUGUUAUAACACUGAUAUCGAUCACCUGUGGUAUACAUCAUGAUGCACGCGCGCGCGCGCGAAAGAGAGAGAAAGAGACCCUUCUUCCCUUCUUUCAAAAUAAACUCUGAGCAUAAACAACAAUAUUUCUAUCCAAAUUACUUGUUCUUACCUUUAAAAUAAUUGCAUUGUCGACAAACACCACGCAUAAAUAUGAUCGUAAUAUAUGUGUAAUACGUUGCAUCUGUAUAGAGGUUGCCGAGUAAAGAGGUGACUUAAAAUCUUAACUAUCUUUUAGCUUCUCGAUCGCUGGAAAAUACAGCGGUCGCAGUUUCCGACAGGAAUUUCUUCGUCUUCGCGACGAUAAAUUCCAGAAGCCGGCUAUGAAAAAAUCAGAAAAGUCGGGACGACCCUCUUCCGUAGUUUUUGACUUUCUCAGUGUGCGAAGACCCGAGAGAUUGUAUAGAGGCAGCUUUGAAUAAACCGGAAACUCGCUCCAUCGUCGGCCCUGUCCCUUACCUGUUCCUCUGCUUCUGAAUCGCGCGACUUCGGAACCCUCAUUUUCGUCGGUACGCGUGUGCGUUUAUUGUUGAGUGCCUGCGCUCAAAUGCGCACUCUUUCUCUCCUUCUUACUUUUCUCGCGAUUGGAUACAACCUGCGAUUCUAUUCAGCGAGACGCGCGAUUCCGACAAAUCGUCUACUUUGGAUAGUCGACUCGCUCCGGAGAUCAAAGGUGUGGUCAAUCGUUGUAUAAAUGAGCUACCUAAACAUCUCCUCAAAGUGCAAACGACACCGUUUGAAAGAAACGGAGACUGUAAAAAGAGACUGCCGCAUCAUAAAUAUCAUAAAUAUCAUAAAUAUCAUAAAUAUCAGAUGUUUCGUUCUUUCUUUGAUUUUGCGAAAUUUGCGUAGGAUGCAAUCAGUCGCGUCGCUUUCUCGCUGAUUAUCAUCAGGAAUAUUUCGACAUCUUUCACCUUCGGCAAUUAAUAGCAUCGUGCGCAAUGCGUAUAAUAUGGCAACGCGGACAUUACCGCGAUAAUGUUUUAUCUGUGAUCGACCACAUCGACAACCGUCGCGAAAAAAGGUCACGUCAAUCCGAUCGCAUCGCGGAAUUAUUUUUACGCGCGUAAUUCCGACGGAUGAUACACGUCCGCCGUAUUCGCGAUAAUCGCAAAAUAACGCGCUUUACUGCUCCGUGACCGACGUAACAAAUGCGUGUCUGCGAAUAAUAAGUGGGUGGCGUACAAAAAGAAAUCAGGUCACCUGAAUGUGUGGCGCCGACGUGUUCUUUCUCUCCUCUUGUCGCGCGCGCGCGCGCGCGAAUACGAUUAUCGUGGAAAAAGAACCGAUAGUCACGGAUUGUCACGCGCGUAAUAAACGCUUCGCUAUAAAAUUAGCCGCUGUAGCCUACUUUUUGGUUUACUACUCGGAAAAAGAAUCCAUACAACUUUACCCAGUAACAGUAUAAAUAUCUAAGAGAGGUAUACAAAAGAUAUCUUCCUUGUUUUAGACGUAUUUUGGGUGUCUUUUAGACGUCUCUCAGACAUAUUUCACACAUUACCUGCUUGUUAAAUUAAUUAACGAACAAUACGGAGGAAAACUUGGUUUGUUCGAGACACGCCUCAUGAUAAAUCAAAUUUAUCUCCAUCGAAGGGGGCGAUUAAAAGUCGAAAAGUCCUUUCUAAACUAACUUGUAAAAUAACUCACCAACAUUUAUUUAUUCUGAAGAACCAAUGUCUGUAUAUUUAAUACAUAUGGAAACUCAAGUUCUACUUGGCUCUUCUGAAGAGGAUCUCUUGGCAAAGCUAGCAGUUUAGAAUGAAAAGAGGUUGGUAUAAAGUAAGUGUUAAAUGAAAUAUUGAGGUCCAAAGAGAAGAAUGAAAAUGCCGACUCGAAUCACUCCCUUCGAAUAUACUCCAAUUUACACCUUUUUUGGCUUCUCGUCCACAAGUAAACGAACCCCUAAAAGAGGACAGCGCUGGUCGAUCAUACGCGCGAUCCCGUUUACGUCUGCGUAACACUCGGUCGUAAGUCGCGACCGGGCUUCUCUAACCCAGUUUUGCGUAUCAAUAGACGGCGAUCUGAGUGCCGGUGGCAGCGGGAUGGAGAGGCGAAAGGAAGAGGACGGGGGGGAGAGAGAGAGAGAGAGAAAGAGGGCAGGGCGAGAAAGGGAGCGGUGAAAAAUCGAAAUGACACAGUAAAAGCACCGCUAAUGCUCUUUCACAUUAACACUCGACGUAAAGUAUGCUCUCGGUGUAAAAAGCCCUGAUCGAUGAAGCCCGACGAUUGGCCCGCUAGCCCGGCAGGAUUGAAAUCAACCCCCGGACUGUCGGCCGAGGGUUUCCCCGACAUGAGACCGUCUCAUUGGUCGAGCGACGGCACCACCCCUUGGUAACAUAGCCCGGUAACGUUACCAGUCGCGUCGAGUCCCGCGAACAAGGGUUACCCUCUUCGUCGAAGGUUGCUCCGAGCGGCGAGCGAGACUCUGGGCGGCGAGUCUGUGGAUCGCGUUAGCUGUACACCUCAUUUAAUUGAACGUGAAACCGUCAACAGUCAAAAUAAAUAUUCCGAAUGUUGACUUAAUCAGUGUUGAUGCUGAAUUUGCAAUCGUGCUGGGACGAAAGGAAGCGAUCAAAAAUUCUAUAACAGUCCGACCCGGUCAAGUUGAGGACGCAAAUUUGACCUGCGGUUUUCAACGAAUCGCUUUACGGAUUUGUCCGAUUGUCAGACCUCGAAUUUUCAAAUUGUGCCCAACUAUUCGCGAGCGAAAUACGUGAUAUAAAUAAUCGGACGUUUCGUUCGAGCGAAACGAGACGACAACUGACGAGACGGUAAAGGAGCGGCGAGAACGGCCGUUUUCUCAUUCCAAGCUUCUCCCGCGGGGAACGUUUCCGUAAUUCACCAUCGGGUGUCGCCGGCAGGGUGGGAAUAGAGCGAGCUAGUCGGGGAUGAACGAGAAAUCUCCGCCUCCGUGCCAGAGAACCGCCCCGUACUUCGAGGGUGCUUGACGAGGGAAACUGCACGGAGGUAGGGAACACACUAGUCGUCAAGUGCUCGUCGAGGAUACUCAAAAACUACAAGAAGAGUCCUUCAGCAGCUUCGAAAAGGAGGCGGCAGCCUUUUCGAGUCCCUCACCCGACUCCCGUGCCACUCCACGAGAGAAUACCUCCUAAACAGUUUUUAAUCGCGUUUUGCACAAUUUUCCUGUCCCGAAAACGCGACGAAUUACACGGUAGUGUUAUGUGACGAACGUGGGAAAUCAGUGAAAAAGAGCAGCCUCGAGAGAAUAUCGCGUACUGAGACGGAUAGGAUCACGGAAGGAAAGCAACAUUAUUGAACGCGUGCGAGAAAGCAAAGAUAAUCGGGACAUAAUUAAACAUAUCUAAUAUACCGUCAAUUCUUUUAUCGAGUGGAUUGUUAGGGAAAGAACGAAGCUGAAAUAAAGAAGGGACAAAGUGACGAAAAAGAGGAACUCUUGGAUUGAAAUUCAGUUAUCGGAGUUAAUUGUGCAGAUAAGGAAAUUUAAAUUAUAUACGGAUAUUAGUGGCAAAGAAGUACAGAGGAAAACAAAGCGUCUGAAGAUAAACCGUCGGCCAACUGUGUAUAACAUGUACUGACGCCAGUAAAACAACCCCCCUCGAAAUCUCCUCAAAAUGGCGGACAAGAAUAAGGUAGAAAAAAUUCUACCCUGGCCGAUUAUACCUUAUCCGAUCAGUGUUUGGAAUCAGCUUUGGUGUAACCAGCUCGUACUGAAUCCUAGGUUGCUGGAAGGUUGUAUCAAAGUACCGGCGAGGACAUCCAGCUUCCACAUCAGCGACAUUUUGGAAUUAAAUGACAACAAGCCGUCACAAGAAGAGACAAAUGUGCAAGGUGCGACAACAGUUCUAUCGGCGGCAAACGACAUGCCGUCGGCUUACCAACAACUUCUGGAGCAUACGUCCGCCAUGCUACAACCGGCUAUGCACGCUAAUUUGACCAGGAGUACGCUACCACCACCUCCACCCGGAUUAUUAGGAUGGACAACGGGACCGGCAUUGCCGACGGCGUUACCUCAACCCUUGGAGGAAGUGAAUGUUCUCCAGCAACCGGACUCGACGAGCCCAGCGAUCUCGGACUUGUCGUUCCCGUCACAGCAGGAGAACAGCCACGAGUCGAAGGACGAGGAGUCGCAGGAUUUCGAAGACGAGCAGCAGGGUAACGAAACACAGACGCACGAGACCGAGCACAAAAAGCGCAAGCGGCGGGUACUGUUCUCUAAGGCGCAAACCUUCGAACUUGAACGGCGCUUUCGUCAGCAGCGGUACUUGAGCGCGCCCGAACGCGAGCAUCUCGCCUCCAUCAUCCGACUGACGCCAACCCAGGUGAAGAUCUGGUUUCAAAAUCACAGGUACAAGACCAAGAGGGCAGCUAGUGAACGUAUCGAGGCCGGCGGCAGCGGCUGCUCGCCAAGGCGAGUCGCCGUGCCGGUGCUGGUGAGAGACGGCAAGCCUUGCCAGUCUAAGAUGAUGGAACCCACGGGGUAUCCCGGUGGCCAGGUCCCCAUGGCACCGUACAUACAAAAGUACUGGUGGUAGGACAAGCGGCGCCGUGGUCGGACAGCAGCGACCCGUGGAUGGAUCUUUUUCUGAGGGCGGUUCAAAGUGAUGAUCCGUAAUGAUGAUUCUGCUAAUCAUCGGUGAUUCUCUCGGUGAUUUCUCGACUCGAAUCGAGAAAUCGCGGUCACACGAGAAGACGCGGUCGGACGCGGAAAGACGUGAUGGGAUCGUGCAACGCGAAUGUGCGGCGAUUCUAAUCGGGCGUGAUGAUAGUGUUAAUGACUGUCGGUUAAUUAGUCGGUGUUAUCCACUCUAAUAUCUCGGCGGACGAGCGUUAGUAGGUGAAAAAAACAUGGGAACAAUUCGCAAACAGUUUCGACUACGUGCCUGUCGAUUAUCAGCCGCGACUGGCAACCACGACAAUUUCCAACAAUUAUUCGUCCUGCGACGAAAUGAGAGAACUAAAUAUCGUUACCAAAGUGAUUGGCUAUGUGUGAUUACGCGGUGUACUUGACCACCGCGUAUAUUCGAAGCCGAGAGCCUUGAAUGCACUUGAACGCGCGAAACAAUGCACUUCGUUUCAAAGCUUCCUUAGUAUUUCAUAAAACAUAAAGCUUCGCUCGAGGUUUUGCGGUGAUAAACGUGCGCGAAAUUUUAGUGAAGGAAGCGACGUUUUUGAAAUAAUUAACAUAAUUUUGAGGCACGUAAUAUUUCUAGGUAAGUAUUUACCGUGCGUAAAACACUAACGAAACUCUGCUGGCUUGAUCGCCGAAUGAUGUGCGAUAAAUAUUCUUGAAAGACGUGAAUUUACGAGCGAACAUAUCGCGAUAUACUAGUUUGCUAACACCUCGACGCGUGCUCACGAGCAUUUAGGAAUUAGAAGACGAUAUUGACGAUUCAGGAGAUGGUGAACCCUCGACGGAGAUUCCCUUAUCGAUGUUUGACGCGCAAAGUCAUCGAAAGGUAACUUUGAUGGAUAAUUUAACGCAGCUAUAGAUAAUUUCUUCGAGAGGCAUUUGAAGCCCGCCGCGGCCAAUUAGCGGGCAAGUGUCUCCCUUCUGCGAAGAGUAUUGAUAUUUACGAGAAGAGACACAGUGCGAAUAUAUACCGUCGGAUACCAAAGAUUGUUCGCGUCUAACGAGCUGAAUUCAUGUGAAUAGAUAAGCGAAUAAUGAAAUAGACGUAAGGAAACAUAGUAGAAGAUUCCCAUCUUUUCUUUUAGGUGAAUGGAUGUUGCGCUCGUAUAAAGUAAGAUGUUUGUACAAAAUUGUUAUAACACCUUACGAAGGAUCACGUAGAGAGUUCAAAUUAGUCCUUAGAAACGCGUCACGGCAGAAACGUAUACGUGCGCAGAGAAUUGCGAUUAGAUCCUGAAGCGCACCAUACAUCGGAAACAGUUUCCACAUAGAGUGCACGGCCAACUUCGAUAUCGUAUAAUUGAGCGUUCGCGUACCAUAAUCGACAAUUUCUUUCUAACGACGAUGAAUCAUAAGUACGUACAAAAUGGAUUACUGCCAGACUGGUCGAAGGUUAAAUUCGUGACUCAAUUGCGGUCCGCCGCGAUUCGAUCGACGGAUAAAUCAUUACGGUACACAACUCGUGGACGUUCCUUCGCGAUUCAGCUAACACUCGAUUCGCAACUCACCCCUUAUUUCCUUCCCUCCCUCUCUCUCUCUCUCUCUCUCUCUCUCUUCCUUCAAUCCCAAGGUUGAAUAAACUAUCUAUCUCUCUUUUUCUCUCUGUUGUCUCACUCAUCUCGUUGUUGAAAGACAAUAUAAUUGUGGUGUUUGAUAGGAUUCUCAAAGUAGAGUUUCGUACUCUUGUGAGGUUACUAACUACAAAGUCAAAUAUCUCCGAGUAUUCAGACUGCACGUGACUUUGUCAGUGAUUUCAACGUGUAUUUAUGACAAAGAAGAUGCUUUACAUAAAACCGAGACGACUCGGCUGAUAUUAAUACGGAUUUCUUUAGCAAAUCAUUAUUCUCGUUAAAGUUAAGAGUUAAUCGGAAUCUUAAAAUAGCACUUUGAGAUGACGAUGUAUUAAUAACGUUUAGGUUUGACGAGCUAAUAAGUAUUAUACGAUAUCCGACGCCGAUUGAACAAUGUAUUCAGCGCAAAAUAAUCAAACAAUUGAAUGUAAAGUCACGACAUCGCGAACAAUCGCAAAGAUAUCCCAAUUUUGUUCGCGCUUAAUCGAUAAGUCGAUUAUAUGUAGGUUGUAUAUAUGUACAUUGUGUAUGAUACAUAGUAAACUAAUAUAUCAGAAGCAUAUUUAAUAAAUCUGAAUCUUAAGAUCACUUAAGCCUU